AUGCCGUUGACUGUGUCCGGGCAUCAUCAACGCGGCCAGAAGCUCUAUCAAAAAGGGGACUUUAAAGCCGCUAUUGAAGCCUUUGGCGAGGCUCUGAAGCAGAAAGAUGCCGAUGCAAUAGGCAUUCUUGAUAAUCGUGCAGCCACUUAUUGCAAACUUGAACAAUGGGACUCAGCGCGUCGAGAUGCGAAGAAUAUGAUCAAAACGGCAAACCAAGAUGAAAGAGGCUAUUUGCGAUGUGCUAAGGUUCUUCUCCUUGAUGGGAAACCGGAAAAAGCACUGGAGAUUUAUGCAUAUGGGUUGAAGACACUUGGAAACAAACAUCCACGACGAGAGAUGCUGGAGCAAUUGCAUAAAAAGCUUCAAGAUCGCAUGCUACUCAACAGGAAGGACCCUUUCACUUUGCUGCCUCUGGAGAUGGCCAUGUUGGUAAUCGAACACUUCUCCUUCAAGCAAAUCGUGGGCAUAAUGCGCGUGUGCAAAGGCUGGCAACGGUUCUUUGGAUCUUUAUCGCCCAUUUGGAUGAACCUUGACUUUAGUGGCGCCCGAGGAACCGUGUCAUUCAAUGCUGUAAGGUCAUAUAUCCGAAGAUCAAGGGGCUUGCUUACCCACGCUACUAUCAAGAGUUUACCUGUGCCCCAAAUUCAGAGAAGUCUGGAGUUCUUGAGCAGGUGCCCCCAUUUACAGCAUCUAGAGCUGUGGGUGCCCUACGAACACAAAGAAUUCUUUGAAAAAUUUAAACGCUGCAAGAAGAUCAAGACUCUGUUAUUUUCACCGGAUCUCCAAAUUCCUCUUGAUUCUGUCAGUCGAAUCUUCAAUGAGCUCCCCAAGCUGGAAAAGCUCACUAUCUGGAGCUGUGGACGACCGGCUCUGGCAGCUGUUCCCAUAGGAUCUUGGCCUAGCAGUCUUCCAAAUUUAAAAAGUUUCACCCUUGCCGCACACCAGGCAGCGCCAGACAUAAGGGUAGUACCUUUACGAAUUCCUCAUUUGAUAUCUAGCAAGCGGCCUCAUCCCUAUCCGAAUUUGGAAGUGUUGAGACUUGACUGGGACCCCCCCAGUAUCUUCUCUUCUCUCCUUCCCUUUGAGCUUCCUUGA
Penicillium malachiteum is the source of this 1095-nucleotide messenger RNA. Its product is annotated as Leucine Rich Repeat domain protein. Gene Ontology annotation, molecular function: Hsp90 protein binding. The record is from RefSeq and is a predicted model, not a curated record. NCBI's taxonomy places the organism in Eukaryota, Fungi, Ascomycota, Eurotiomycetes, Eurotiales, Aspergillaceae. The transcript has 5 exons. The coding region runs from base 1 to 1095 and encodes 364 amino acids.